GAUACGUUUCUCAACGUUGACAACGAAAAAAGAAGCGCGUGGCUUUUGCUGGAGUUUGACUACACUAUUUUUGUCGUUUUUAACAGCACCAGGUUGUCUCAAAUCUUCCAUCAUGGCGACUAUGCCCUUAAACCCCAAGCCCUUCCUUAAUGGGCUCACUGGCAAGCCAGUUAUCGUGAAACUAAAAUGGGGGAUGGAAUACAAGGGUUACCUUGUGUCUGUGGAUGGAUACAUGAAUGUUCAGCUUGCUAAUACAGAAGAGUUUAUAGAUGGUGCAUUGACAGGCAAUUUAGGGGAAGUUCUAAUUAGGUGUAACAAUGUUCUUUAUGUUCGUGGCGUAGACGAAGAGGAAGAGGAUGGAGAGAUGAGAGAGUAGCCUCUUAGCACUAUUUGCUGUCAGCUUUUUUUGUAUUAUAUUUAUUACUGUGUAAAUUUAGGACUUUCCUAUAAAUUUUAUCCACUGAAAAGCCUCUCACGUGCGAGAGAUGUUACAAGGUUAACUUGUAAACUGGCGUUUUCUCAUAGAAAUUGGAGAUCAAACUUCAUUCUGAUGGUUGUUAUUUGUACGUUCUGCAGUUUUGAGCUUUUGAGUAGAAUAAAAAAAAAUAUAUUGUUGGUAAUUUAACUGUACUUGUAAAAGCAUACAAACUAGUCCCAAAGAAAUGACAACUAUUCCUCAAGAAGGAAAAAAGUUUCAUGUAGUUUGUCUAAAUAGGUCAUUUUAUUUGUAUUGAGGUAACUGUCGUUAACAUACUUUGCUUCAAUUUUCUUUUUUUUUAAUAUAAUAACAAAAAAAACUUAAAGAAGUAAAUAAUACUUGUUUUCUCUGA
Pocillopora damicornis (cauliflower coral) is the source of this 830-nucleotide messenger RNA. Its product is annotated as small nuclear ribonucleoprotein F. The record is from RefSeq and is a predicted model, not a curated record. Gene Ontology annotation, molecular function: RNA binding. Gene Ontology annotation, biological process: mRNA splicing, via spliceosome; spliceosomal snRNP assembly. NCBI's taxonomy places the organism in Eukaryota, Metazoa, Cnidaria, Anthozoa, Scleractinia, Pocilloporidae. Gene Ontology annotation, cellular component: U1 snRNP; catalytic step 2 spliceosome; pICln-Sm protein complex.